Messenger RNA from Seriola aureovittata, 3550 nucleotides. RefSeq names its product ectonucleotide pyrophosphatase/phosphodiesterase 2 (gene enpp2). The record is from RefSeq and is a predicted model, not a curated record. Gene Ontology annotation, biological process: immune response; phosphatidylcholine catabolic process. Gene Ontology annotation, molecular function: phosphatidylcholine lysophospholipase A1 activity; polysaccharide binding; zinc ion binding. Bases 97 to 2733 code for a protein of 878 amino acids. The transcript is spliced from 25 exons. NCBI's taxonomy places the organism in Eukaryota, Metazoa, Chordata, Actinopteri, Carangiformes, Carangidae.
UAACGGUCCUCCUCUCUGGUGGUCCUCCUCUUACGGAGUCAGCAUCAGUCACUCUCCCACCUACAGCGCUGACUGCUCUCAGCCCGGCAGAGGAACAUGUUGCUGCACAAACUGUUUGUGUGGAUCCUGUCAGUCCUGUGCGGCACUGAUGUGUGUGUGGGAUUCGUCUACGACCGGCCCAGACGCUCCGGAGAGGACAGGACGUCAGCCAGGACAGAGUCUCGCUCUGCGUCUCCGUACGUGCCGACCUCCGGCUCCUGCAGGAACAGGUGUUUUGAGCUGGUUGAGUUGGAGCCUCCAAACUGUCGCUGCGACAACCUGUGUAAGACGUACAACAGCUGCUGCUCGGACUUUGACCAGCUCUGCCUCAGGACAGAGGGGGGCUAUGAGUGCAGUAAGGACCGGUGUGGGGAGACGCGAAGUGAACAUCACGCCUGCCACUGCUCCGACGACUGUCUGACCAGAGGAGACUGUUGCACCAACUACAAGACACUGUGUAAAGGAGACAGUUCAUGGCUGCAGGAUGAGUGUGAGGAGAUCAAGACCCCUGAAUGUCCAGCUGGGUUCGUGCGUCCACCACUCAUCAUUCUGUCGGUGGACGGAUUCAGAGCUUCUUACGUGAAGAGAGGAAGCACUGUCAUACCCAACAUCAACAAACUCAGAACAUGUGGAACCCACGCUCCGUACAUGAGACCUGUUUAUCCCUCCAAAACUUUCCCCAACCUCUACUCAUUGGCUACGGGUCUGUAUCCGGAGUCUCAUGGUAUCGUUGGAAACUCCAUGUACGACCCGGUGUUUGAUGCAACCUUCACCCUGAGGAGCCGAGAGAAGCUCAACCACCGCUGGUGGGGAGGACAACCGAUCUGGAUCACAGCGCUCAAACAGGGAGUGAAGGGUGCCACCUUCUUCUGGCCUGUUGCCAUCCCAUUAGAGAGGAGGAUACUGACCAUGCUGCAGUGGCUCCACCUCCCUGAAGGAGAGAGGCCAUAUGUUUAUGCCAUGCACUCUGAGCAACCAGACACAUAUGGACACAAAAUGGGGCCCAUGAGCAUAGAACUGAACAACCCUCUGAGGUUCAUCGACAGAAUCGUGGGUCAGCUGAUGGACGGACUGAAGCAGAUGAAGUUGCACCGCUGUGUCAACAUCAUCCUGGUGGGAGAUCACGGUAUGGAGGAGGCUCACUGCGACCGCACUGAGUUCCUCAGCAAUUACAUCACCAAUGUUGAUGACAUCAUCCUCAUCCCGGGGUCCCUGGGCAGAAUACGUUCCAGAUACCCCAACAACGUCAAAUAUGAUCCCAAAGCUGUUGUUGCAAAUCUAACAUGUAAGAAAACAGAGCAGCACUUUAAGCCGUACCUGAAGCAGCACCUGCCCAAGAGACUGCACUACGCGAACAACCGACGUAUCGAGGACAUUCACCUGUUGGUGGAGAGGAAGUGGCACGUGGCCAGGAAAGUUCCUGAGGGGAGGAGGCACUGUGGUUUCGCUGGUGACCAUGGAUACGACAACAAGAUCAACAGCAUGCAGACGAUCUUCUUGGGGUAUGGGCCGACGUUUAAAUUCAAGACUAAAGUUCCCGCCUUUGAAAACAUUGAGCUGUAUAAUGUGAUGUGUGAUCUCCUGGGUCUGAAACCAGCCCCCAAUAACGGAACCCACGGCAGUCUGAACCACCUGCUGAGGAGCCCCCUCUACAGACCCACCAUGCCAGAAGAGGUCUCCAGACCCACAGCAUCUGGUCUUCUUCCUGCAGGGACGGACGACCUGGGCUGCAGCUGUGAUGACAAGUUGCGUGUAAAAAGUAGGGGCCAGAGAGGUUUGAAAGUGACCCUUGUACGAGGCUAUAACCUGGAGUCACUGUGGCUCUGUCUCUUACAGAACAAAGUGGAGGAGCUAAACCAGCGACUGAGGCAAGCUAUUGAUGACAGCAGGAACCUGCCGUACGGUCGACCUGCUGUGCUCUUCCGUACCAAAUACUCCGUCCUCCACCACAGUGACUACAUCAGCGGCUACAGCGAGGCUCUGUCUAUGCCCCUGUGGACGGCGUACACCGUCAGCAGACAGGUAGAAAUGUCUCCUCUGCCUGAAGCCCUGUCCAACUGUGUGAGACCUGAUAGCAGAGUCCCUCCGGCCUACAGCCAGUCCUGCACCAACUACAGAGCUGACAAACAGAUCGGCUACGCCUUCCUGUACCCGCCACAAUUAUCUUCAACCACAGAUAAGAAAUACGACGCUGUCCUGAUCACCAACACUGUUCCCAUGUUUCCUGCGUUCAAGAGAGUGUGGAGUUACUUCCAGAGAGCUCUGCUGAAGAAAUUUGCGACAGAGAGAAACGGAGUGAACGUGCUCAUUGGACCCGUGUUUGACUACAACUAUGAUGGAGUCAGAGACUCAGCAGAGAAGAUUAAAGAGUUUAUAAGUGGGACGAUACCUAUCCCCACGCACUACUUUGUGGUCCUGACCAGCUGUUUAGACUUCACACAGGCUGCAGACUCGUGCAGCGGCCCGCUCACCAGCGCCGCCUUCAUCCUGCCGCACAGACCCAACAAUGACGAGACCUGCAACAGCUCAGAGGAGGAGUCCCGCUGGGUGGAGGACCUGAUGAAGAUGCACACGGCUCGGGUCAGGGACGUGGAGAUCCUGACAGGCCUGGACCUGUACCGCAGAACCACCCGGAGCUACGCUGAGAUCCUCUCGCUCAAAACCUACAUGCACACGUACGAGAGCGAGAUCUGAUCUCCGUCUGUGUUACUGAUGUUUUUCAGCCGUGGUGGAACGUAUGUGGUAUAAGAGGAGGUGUGAUCAUCUCUGUUACACUGACCUACACUAGCUUCAGCUCUCACCAGAUGCUACGUCCUGCAAUGUCCAUGCUGUGGCAUUUGGUUUCAACUCAUUCAUUUCAUCCGGUUGUUAAGAUGCAGCUUUAACACUACUGAGCUACAAGCUGAGGUGCUGCUCACUUUAGUUUAUUAUUGUUUCCUGUUUGGCUCAAAUUCCAUUAAACUACAAUCACAUUUCAGAGAAGUGACAUCAAACUGAAAUGAAAAAAAAUCGAAUUAUUUUCUAGAGCAGAAUAUGUCAUGUGUUAGAAAAAUCUGGCACAUUUUAAUGAUGUAAAAAUAUUGAAUUGCACUACAAAGAAUCAGAAUCAGUUCCAGACAAAACUGUCACAUCGCUAUUAAAGCAGGAUUAUUGAACUGGUGCAACAAGCACAUAUUUUCAUAUGAUACCAACCCAGUGAUUAAGAGGAAGUUACCUUCAUUUUUUUGACAUUGAACAAUAAUGCAAUGUGUUUCUCUGUGUGUGUGUGUGUGUGUGUGUGUGUGUGUGUGUGUGUGUGUGUGCGUGCGUGUGUGUGUGUGUGUUUAUUUUCUGUUUGUUUGACUGUUGUGUGUGUUGUGUUGUUGACUUUUUGUUCUGUGCACAAUAACAAUAAUGUCAAUGAUGAUGAUCUAGUAUUGUGUUUUUUCCCUAAAACAUUAACCACCUGUGAGGACUGACCUAUUUAUGCUGUAUGUAAAUUUCAUCACAAUAAACUUGUGUUUUUACUAAA